Molecule: messenger RNA, 1485 nt
Organism: Saccharomyces eubayanus
Lineage: Eukaryota; Fungi; Ascomycota; Saccharomycetes; Saccharomycetales; Saccharomycetaceae
Product: UTP--glucose-1-phosphate uridylyltransferase
Exons: 1
Coding region: 1-1485 (494 amino acids)
Biological process (GO): glycogen metabolic process; UDP-alpha-D-glucose metabolic process
Cellular component (GO): cytoplasm
Molecular function (GO): UTP:glucose-1-phosphate uridylyltransferase activity
Source: RefSeq, a predicted model, not a curated record
AUGACAGUUUUUUCAAGUAUAAAUGAAUUUGAGUACAACGGUACUUUCGAAGGAAUAAGGAAAGAUGUCAUUGUGUCGCAAAUGAUAAAGGCCUUGCAGAAACGAUUCCCUUCGAUAUGCGAUAAAAAUUAUGAGUUAAGUUUGUUUUUGCCCAUUUUUCAGAGAUACAUCUUAGAAAAUUCUUCAAUCACCCACGAACUAGACUCUGAAAGAAUUCGACUGCUCAAUAUAACAGAAUUUACCGAGUUUGAGGAUAUCCAAGACAAUGAUGCAUUAGAUGAUGCCCUUUUAACGAAAUUAGCAACUGUAAAAUUAAACGACAAAGUAGAUUCAGUAAUUGGAAAACAAAGUCCUUUGUUCGAGGUAAAAAAUGGUAAGUGUUCUUUAGAUAUAAUAUUACAACAAAUACAAAAUUUGAAUAUAUUGUUUAAUUGCGACGUUCCACUUAUAUUCAUAACAACCCCCGAAACAGAAUCACAAAUCUCUGAUUUCCUAAAGGAAAGCUAUCCAUGUAACAAAGUUGAAUGGAAAACUUUAGUGCACUCAAGUUUUCCAGCAAUUGAUAAAGAUACGUUGCUGCCUGCCGUAUUCCAAAUGAAUGUUUGCGAAGACGACCUCUGGUACCCUUGUGGGAGUGGGAACCUAAUCGACACUUUAUACUUUUCAGGAGAGUUAGAUAACUUAAUUGUUCAAGGGAAAGAGGUUUUGUUCGUUUCAAAUAUGGAAAAUUUAGGCGCUACUGUAGAUUUGAACAUAUUAAGUUAUAUGAUAACAAACGAUAUUAACUACCUUGUUGAAGUGGUUGACAGAACUGCCAACGAUUCGAAUACGGGGGUACUAGCCACCUAUGAAAGCACACUACGGUUAGUGGACUACAAGUAUCUGUCCCGUGAAAGUGCAAGAAAGUGCAGAACUGUUAACACUAACAACAUUUGGAUUAAUUUGCGAAAAUUGAAGAAUCUAAUAGAGUCUGAUAGUCUAAAUUUGCCGAUUUGUUCAAGUGCAACUAAGACAGUAAUAAGUAACAGUCAAUUCAUGGAGACUUUGCACUUGCAAACACAUUUGGGAGAUUGUAUCGGCUUCUUUUCAAAUAGCCAAGUUAUCAAAGUACCAAGAAACAGAUUUUUACCGCUAGCAACAUGCGAGGACUUAUUCCUAUUGAAAUCUAAUUUAUACGAUCUCGAUACGAGCGGGAUUCUCAGUCUCUAUCCUUUAAGAUUCGAAUUACUGCCAUCAAUCAAACUAGGCGACGAAUUUGACAAUUAUGGAACCUUUAAGAUAGGAAUACCAGAUAUUCCUAAUAUUUUGGAACUGGACCAUUUAACUGUAACAGGGAAUGUUUUCUUCGGUCGUAAAAUAAUUCUGAGAGGGACCGUCAUUAUCAUUUGUGAUGAAGACGAUGUAAUCACCAUUCCUGAUGGCUCUAUUUUAGAGAAUGUAAUAGUAAGAAACAAAUCUCAGCUGGAGGAUAUUGGCCAAUUCUGA